AAUUAUGCAAAUAUACUGUAUUUUUUGUUUUGUUUUUUACAAAAUGAAAGCACGUGAUAAAUAUUGAAAUGAACAUUCAUUCAAAAACAGUAAUGAAUGCAUUGCAAAUAUAUCACCAGAGAAAGAAAACAGACAUUUUUCGUCAUGAAUGUGUGUAGUCAUGAAGACUAAUUAAUUAGUCUUCAACGUCUCUAACUGCUCCUGUUAAAUCAGGGGAUGGCGUCACACUAUAGAUUCUUUAUUUAUUUUAUGUUUAAAAUAUACUGUAUUACUUGCCAAUAGUAUUAAUAAAUACAAAUUUCAAAGUGUUGUGCAUUAGCAUUUUUUACAUUUUUAUGUUUUACCCCAAAUAAUCUAAAUAAAAAAUGUUCACAAUUGAAAAAUAAAAAAAAGUUAGGACAAUUUCAAAUCCUGGUACUGACUCAAAUGUUAUACAAAUAUAAGCCACAGAAAACAGUGGAUCGUGAAUGCAUCAAACGUGAGAGUUAGCUAUGUGUAGGAACUUGAAAUAUUCAACGUUUAAAGCUGGUUCCUAGGGUAAAAGGGCAGUGACUGUUUAGCAACUCCAUUAUUCUGAUAUGUUAAGGAUGUGAAGCCAAGGUCAACAAAUAAAGAGUUAUAUUAACUAAAUCAAUGACACAAUAAAAAGUAAUUUUAUCCAAAAUUAACUGUGACGUCUUCGUCACAUCCAUUUACAGUUGUUGUCGAAGACUGGCUGUAUUUUUGAAUAAGAGAGUUAAACUUUUACACUGUUGUAGUGUUUUAAAAGUAGUAAAAAAAAGCGUCACAACAACACAAACACCGUUGGUUCCUUGAACGCGUCAGCCGCGCGCGCUCAUUAACGCUGAUUAGAUGCACGUGCACAGCGGUCGCGGUAACGGCUGCAGUUCACGGACAGGUGUGCACAGCUGUUUGGCUGUUUCGUUUGUCUGUUUGUUUGUUGUGGUUGUGCGCGUGGGUGUGCGUGCGGGCGUGUGUGUCUGAAGAUGCAGAAAGGACUGAAGAAAUACUUUGUCAACAUGGACGACUACCUGUCCAGUCUGGGACUGUACAGGAAGAUGGUGGCCAGGGACGCGUCUAGUCUCUUCAGAGCGGUGUCUGAGCAGAUGUACUUCUCUCAGAACUACCAUCAGAGGAUCCGUCAGGACUGCGCUGACUUCAUGCGGACGAACAAAUGUCAUUUUGAGCCGUUUGUUGAAGGUUCAUUUGAGAAAUAUCUGGAGCGCCUGGAGGAUCCUAAGGAGACGGUUGGACAGGUGGAAAUCAAGGCCCUGUCUCAGCUGUACAGACGGAGUUUUCACAUCUAUCGUUACCCCGGUAAACCAGCCACGGUCAUCUCAGAGGAAGACUUUGUGGACAAGGUGAUGCUGUGUUGCUCCAUCAAUGGCCACUAUGACAUUGUUUACCUGAAGAACUACCCCGCUUCUGCUGCCGUUUGUCAGGCUCUGUUGUAUGAGGUGAUCUACACACAGGUGUUCAACGUGGAGGAGGCGGAGCUUUAUCAGGCCAUGGAGAGUGCCCGCAUGGGUGGACGAUGCUAUAGAAACAAUGUAUCUAUAAGCAGUGAAGUUGACUUUAGCUACGACACUCCUGAGGACAGAGGUCAAAGGGAGGAAGCAGGCUCAGGUGGGAUGGUGGAGGACAAACUCAGAGCUGUGGUGGAUGACCUGAAGCCCUCAGAAGCUGUGCUCCCCACCAAACUGUCUCUGCCGUAUAAAGUCAUCAAGUCUCUGGAUCCAGACGUGUACAGGAACCUGGAGUUUGACGUGUGGCAGGACACCUGCAAAGAGAUGCAGAAGACCGACUACAUGGUGUUUGCAGGAAGACAGUACUUCCUAGGAGACAAAUGUCAGGUGCGUCUGGAGCCAAAGGGAAAAUAUUACAACGCCUUCAUUCAGGAAGUGGGAACUCACCCAUCUGCUGUCACAGUCUUCAUCGAGGAGCUGGGAGAGAAACACCUGGUGCCUCUGACUGACCUGAAACCAGUCAAUCCUGUCCCUGCUUGGAAUGUCUCUGCUCCCCCAAGAAAAGGAGAAUUAGACUCUGACCCUCGUCAGCGCAAUCAUCGCAAUCGUUACUUUAGGAAGUCACGGGGCAACAGUGGGGUAAAGGGGGUGGAACUUUUAAUGCCACCCCCCUCUUCGUACGGAGCACCCACCUCCUCUCCCCUGCCCCCUCGCUUUCAACCCACGGGUCACCCUCGGCCGCCACCUCCUCCUUCAGCUGGAGCGUUAGCCUAUGACCCUUAUGCCCCCCCCCACAACCAUGUUCCUGCAGCCAGAGCUCCUCGCUAUGGAGCGUCCAGAAGUUCAACUCGAUUCCUGAACCGCCACCUGAUUGGUCCUCAGCUGACCUACUACCACCCUGGAAGAAGAUACUUACAGGACUACGAAAACUACGCCUUCAGGUCCCGGCGGAGCCGCAGACAGCUGAUGGCGCCCCUCAAUAAAGACUGUCAGUUUGGUUUCCCACCAGAGACGGGCGAGGACCCACCAGAUCUGGACACAGCUAUCGCCUACUACCAGCUGGAUGACACCAGUAAUGGCGUCUUUCCGCCUCUUCCGGGCUCAGCUGUGCCCCCGCCCCCAACCUUGGUGACACCUCCUCCUCCACCAGGUUCCUCUUAUCGUGUUCAAAGAAAUUCAGGGACCCUCCCGUCUAUACCACCACCUGGAAACACCCCCGUCUGUUCAUCAGAGGAAGAGCAGGAGGACACGAGCACAGCAGAGGACCAGGCUGAGUUUACAGAAGACUUCAUCUACAGUGCUCAGGAUCAGAGUGUUUAUACAACUCCUGCCGAGUCUUGCAAAAACCAGGAUGAACAGGAAGAAGAAACAACUGAGUCUCCACAUAGACAAGACCUGAAUUACAACUACAGUCAGCAGGUAGUGAAGCCAUUAGCGGCCAUUGGCUCUUCACCCUCCUCUUCUUCAUCCUCACCAUCAUCACCAUCGUCACAUGUUCCAUCAGCUGCAAGUGCACACACCCAAACACGCUCAGUUGCCAUGGCAAUCCCCACCACCACUCCCUGGUUGGCGAAUGAACUUGGCGAACCUGUGUGUUCUAUGAUGACUCCACCGCCCUACUCCUAUGACCCUAAUGGCAACGAUCUGCCAAGAGACUGCAGAGUUCUUCAGUAUUACUUCAACUUGGGUGUCCAGUGGUGUCAUCACAGCUGUUGGCAGCAACAGCAGCAGCAACAGCAGCAGCAGCAGGUUUACAGCUCCUUGUCACCUGACACUCCCUACACCUUCCAGCAGUACAACCCCUACAUGAGCCAGGAGAUGCAUGCUGUUUCACCCCCAUAUGCUGAAGCCAGUCGAAAUUUGCAUCAGCCUCCACCUUCAUCCUCCACCUAUCCAGAAUCUUCCAGGCCAAGUGAUGGGCAGGUCGAUGGACACGGCAGUGGCACUGCUUCCUCCAUUGAUGGUAGUACUCCUUCUGCUCCGACAGGUUCCACCCCAUCUGUCGUCUAUCCAGAACAAACACCCCUUCCUCCUCCUUCCAUGCUUCACCUUCCUUAUGAAGCUUCACCCAUGGCAACAUACCUUCCCUCUGCUGCUCACCCCGUACCCCUAGCCCACCACUCCUACCACUGCCUUCCUCCUUCCACCCACUGGGGGGUUCCCCAAACCGGAGGCCACGGUGCGAGAGUUUACUGUCCGGCCCCCAACCCCCCUCAUGUGGUCGCUUACAUUGCUGCCCCCCCUCCACACCACUCAGCCACGCACUACAUUCCUCCCACUAUGUAAAACUUGCACUUUAAAAAGGUUUAACACCUUAAACAGUUUAGUGUAAUUGCACAUUAGCGUGUUAGCUGUACAUGUUAACAAGCGGUUCUACAAUUCAUUUAUUUCUGUUCAUAUAGGGUCUCUAUUUUUUUUUCAAGGUUUAUUGCUUAUUCUUCACUAACUAGUUAGGUAACCAAAGGUUUGUGGAAUAUAUAUUAAUAAAUAUUUCUUUGUUGGCAUUUCAUCUGUCAGACUGGAGUUCUGUCCUUAGAGACCUUAGAGAAUUAGCCAACAACCCAAACAGGUGGUGUGGUCGAGUCAGUCCCAGUUUUUUUUUUAUGGGAUAUAUUUAUGUUAUUAUUUAUUUGAUUUUUCCAUGUAAACGGUUUGUUUGAUUCUGGGAAAUAAAGGUUUAUGUCUCACCUGCAACCAGACGUCCAGUGUUU
Cynoglossus semilaevis (tongue sole) is the source of this 4177-nucleotide messenger RNA. RefSeq names its product ALG13 UDP-N-acetylglucosaminyltransferase subunit (gene alg13). The coding region runs from base 987 to 3752 and encodes 921 amino acids. The record is from RefSeq and is a predicted model, not a curated record. The transcript has 25 exons. Gene Ontology annotation, molecular function: cysteine-type deubiquitinase activity; K63-linked deubiquitinase activity. Gene Ontology annotation, biological process: protein deubiquitination. Lineage: Eukaryota; Metazoa; Chordata; Actinopteri; Pleuronectiformes; Cynoglossidae.